Alternaria rosae is the source of this 1443-nucleotide messenger RNA. RefSeq lists its product as uncharacterized. The record is from RefSeq and is a predicted model, not a curated record. The transcript is spliced from 3 exons. Bases 222 to 1397 code for a protein of 391 amino acids. NCBI's taxonomy places the organism in Eukaryota, Fungi, Ascomycota, Dothideomycetes, Pleosporales, Pleosporaceae.
GGGGUAAAUUGAUUCGAGCUGUUUGAACGGUUCCGCAAAGUUUCCGCCGUGUGAGUCCAACGAUCAGAGCUGCGCGUGUGGUUCCCAGAUGCGAAAUCCAGGAAACACCUGAUCGCGUCACAUGCCAACUGCCCAACUCUCAUCAUGGCGGACACCGACACCUGUGGCUUCAAUUAUCGCCUUUGCGGGUUAUCGGGCCUUCGGUGCAUCGCUUCAGACGCAUGUACAGAAUAGGCAUGUCGCGCAGGGAGCGCAGAGGCGGUCGCAGCGCUAGAGGUGGCAGAGGACGAGGCAAAGGCAAGACGCAGAUAUGGGGGUGGGAAGCAUACACGCCUGGCGCCGAGGUGUACGACCAAUUAUGGCGCGUUCGCAAGGAGCCUGCCACUGUCACCGCACGACUACCUAACGUCUGCCCUAUAUCGAAUGCGCGAACGCGAAUACUGCAUCGCCGACAUACCGAACAUCACUUCAAGCGGGAGCUAUACACUGUAGAGGUCACAUAUACCGGUGGAGCGGGGAGUGCACGGGACGGUGUUGCUCUCACACAGCUUGAGGAUGUGGACCUGCAACGCAUACUGCAGUUCGUUUCUCCAGCUGAACUGGAACGAUAUGAAACAGAACAGUUCAGGCUCGAGGCAGAGGCAGAGAACAUUGCAAUGCGCACCGAGGCCGAAGACCUGGCGCGUCGCCAACUGCAAAAGAAUGCCAAAGCGCCAAACGCCAACAAAGGAAGCCGCAUGCUCAGCGGGCUCGCCUUCGCUGCAGAGCCGACCGCACGUCCAAGAGGUCGACCGAGAGCCAAUCGCGGGAAAUGCAGGGGAAGAUCGAGAGGCCUGGUCGUGAGCUCCCGGCAGCUCAAGAACGACAUGCACGAAGAGCUGGUAGACAGCGAACCUAUGGUGUUCGAUCGUACAACCGAACACAUCGGACAACCCACGCAGACAUCGCCCAACAUCAUACGCUCAGCUUUUGUCGCCAACAGCGCUCUUUCGGUAUUACCAAUACCUGGGAGAGCAUCCAUCUCUGUCCCUCGAUGGGAACUUUCAGAAGUUUCAGAACCAGAACAUGUGCACUAUUUAGCGCUCGGCGACGAUGAUGCAAACUCUACAACCGGUGAUUUACCAGCGGUCGCAAUUGAGGCUGGGAGUGCGGGCAGCAGUAAAGAUCAUCCGUUCUCUAGACCAUCUGGGAUCGACAGCACUCUUCCAUCUCAACUUCACCCUAUCGUAUCCGCUCUUUCACCGUCUGCUGACAGUGUCCACCAAGAAGCUCCAAUCGCAGCUCCAUCUUCCGCGCGAGACUCUAGCUCCCCAGCUACAUUGGGUUCCAGAGCGGUGGACGUCCCUCCGCAGACAGCGUCUUCCUCUGAUCAUUCAUCGCUUGCUGCAUCAGACUAAGACGACACAAUACCCCCACAACUACCUUUGCCGUAAUACAAAUCGG